Messenger RNA from Chinchilla lanigera (long-tailed chinchilla), 2952 nucleotides. It is a transcript of the gene Zscan25, whose product is annotated as zinc finger and SCAN domain containing 25. Bases 420 to 2054 code for a protein of 544 amino acids. The transcript has 6 exons. Gene Ontology annotation, molecular function: RNA polymerase II cis-regulatory region sequence-specific DNA binding; DNA-binding transcription factor activity, RNA polymerase II-specific. Lineage: Eukaryota; Metazoa; Chordata; Mammalia; Rodentia; Chinchillidae. Gene Ontology annotation, biological process: regulation of transcription by RNA polymerase II. The record is from RefSeq and is a predicted model, not a curated record.
GCGAGGCUCGUCUUGCCCCGCCAGGCAUGGCCUAAGUAACGCAGGACGUCCGCGAACCCGAGGUCUUGAAGCGAGGCUGAACCCUUCGAGCAAAGUGAAAGUAAUCGUUGUAGAACGAGACGUAGCACAGUCAUUUACAAAACAGGCACGCAGUGCCUGCUGUUUUUCCGGUGCUGGGGGCGAAGGAUGAAGACCUCUCUUGCCUAAAAGGGAAUCUGGUGUACGGAGACCCUGGUAAACGUUGGCACUGCAGUGCAUUAAGUGCAUUGGUGGGACGAGCAGAUGCAGCAGCUAGAAAGUCAUGAAAGAGAAAUCUCAAUGCAACAGAGAAAAUGGAUACUGUGGGCUGAAAAUGCAAAAUCGAUUUAAGAAGGCUCACUUGUGCUGUCAUCUUCAGUCUUUGGGGACGGAGUGUGAAGAUGCUUAAAGAGUGUCCAGGGAUGGCAGAAGAUCCUCAGCAUCGAAUGGGUGUUCCUGUGGUGAAACUGGAGAAAGAGUUGCUGUGGGGCCGGGGACAGGAAGAUUCUAGUCCUGAGACUUUCCGUCUGAGAUUUCGGCAAUUCCGUUACCAGGAAGCAGCAGGUCCCCAGGAAGCCCUCAGGGAGCUCCAAGAGCUCUGUCGCCGGUGGCUGCGGCCUGAGCUGCAUACCAAGGAGCAGAUCCUGGAGCUGCUAGUGCUGGAGCAGUUCCUCACCAUCCUGCCCCGGGAGUUCUAUGCCUGGAUUCGAGAACACAGCCCGGAGAGCAGCAAGGCCCUGGUGGCUAUGGUGCAGGACUUGACCAACAGCACGCUGGACACCAAGGCGGUUCCAUGCCAUGUGCAGGGAGAGCAGCAGGAGACAGUGAUUGGCAGAGGUGCUUGGGAGCCAGGUGUCCACCUGGGGCCGGUGGAUGUCAAGCCUGAGUGGGGGAUGCCCCGCGAGGAAGGAGUUCAAGGCUUAGACCAGAGCACCGAGGAGCAACUGAGUCAGAACCCUGGAGAUGGGACACAGGCCUUCCAGGAGCAGGCACUGCCGAUACUUCAGGCAGGCCCCAGCCUUCCCCCAGUUGGCACCAGAGAACAAGAGAUGGCAGCUGGAUUUCUUACAGCGGGAUCGCAGGGGUUGGCACCCUUUAAAGACAUGGCCUUGGCCUUCCCUGAGGAGGAGUGGAGACACGUGACCCCAGCCCAGAUUGACUGUUUCGGGGAAUACGUGGAACCUCAGGACUGUGGGGUCUCUCCAGAUGUUGGGAGCAAGGAAAAGGAAGCAAAGUCACAGCAGGAAGACCUCAAAGGGGCGUUCGCCGGGCUGACUUCAGAGAGGUUUGGAGACACGGCUGUCCAGGGUCCUGGCCUGGGACAAGCCUGUGAACAGGAGCCCAGGGCCUCCGGGGGUGGCCUGCCUGUGCCUCCUGUGUCCCAGCACAGCGUCCCCCUGCCCGAUGACCUCAAAACUCACAACUCCUUCUGGAAGCCUUUCCAGUGCCCUGAGUGUGGCAAAGGCUUCAGCCGGAGCUCUAAUCUGGUCAGACACCAGCGAACCCAUGAGGAGGAGAAGUCCUAUGGCUGCAUGGAAUGCGGGAAGGGCUUCACCCUGAGGGAGUACCUCAUGAAACAUCAGCGGACCCACCUGGGAAAGAGGCCCUUUGUGUGCAAUGAGUGUUGGAAGACCUUUAGCCAGAGACACCACCUGGAGGUCCACCAGCGGAGCCACACUGGGGAGAAGCCCUAUAAGUGCGGGGACUGCUGGAAGAGCUUCAGCCGCAGGCAGCACCUGCAGGUGCACCGGAGGACGCACACUGGCGAGAAGCCCUACACGUGCGAGUGCGGCAAGAGCUUCAGCAGGAACGCCAACCUGGCUGUGCACCGACGCGCCCACACGGGCGAGAAGCCUUAUGGGUGCCAGGUGUGUGGGAAGCGCUUCAGCAAAGGGGAGCGGCUGGUCCGUCACCAGAGGAUCCACACGGGGGAGAAGCCCUACCACUGCCUGGCCUGCGGGCGCAGCUUCAACCAGAGGUCCAUCCUCAACCGGCACCAGAAGACCCAGCAUCGCCAGGAGCCCUCAGUGCCAUGAGGAUGCUGUGUGGAGGAGAGCUCCGCCACGAAGGUGUCUUUCCUCCUGGGGAAGUGCUGGGAGAUGUGCAGUGGUGGCCGUGGAAAGGCACUCGGGCCCACUUUCUUUCUGUGUGCUACCAAACACAGGAAGAGAGCAAGACCUGCUUUAUCCAGGGCUUUCAGAGGCCACAGCUGCCCGCACCUUCUGUCCAGGCAGUGGCGACAGUUUUCCUUACCAUCUUUUAGGGAAACAGUAUCUUGAGUGUCAGGUCAGGCUGGGGAUUUUUCACCAGCAGUGGGGUGUUCAAAUCUAUCUCUUGAUCAAGUUCAGUAGUAAGGGAAGAAUUGUGUCUCAAGUGGGCAGCUCCAAAGCUCGUUUUUCUGAAGGAUCCAUCCCCUUCUCCAAGAUCAUUAGCUCAGACUCUCCCACAGCCUCUCUUUACUCCUGUGCUCCUUUCGCUGAGAAUACCAUGGUGAAUGGGAUAGAUGAGACCUUGUUGUCUUGGAGCUGAGGCUGUGGUAGUGGGAACCACAGACCCGAAGCAAUCAGUAACCCCAAGUGCUCCGGAGUGUGUUUAUGUUGUGGUAAGGGCCACUGGAGAAAAUCUUAGCACGUGCUGUCAUUCUGCCAGCUGCUCCCAUGCUAGAUCUCACCUCCCCCCGCCCCACUUGGGAUCUUCUGUCAUGCGCUUUGUUUAUUUUGUUUAUUUGUAGCCUCCUUUAUCUCUGAUUGUACCAUGCUACCCUCAUCUGUAAUAUUUCCCCAUUCCAUUAUUCGUUGUACUAUAACAACUGUCAACACAUCAGCCAUUAGGAAAUUAAUAUUUUGCUAUCAAUCACUGAAUAAACAUGAGAUUAUUUUUAAAGAAAUCUUUGAUUCUGUACAAAGGUGUGAUUAAAUGACCUUGAAAGACGUA